GGGAACCGUCCAAAACGUCAAUCUAAUAAAAAACAAACCAAUAGACCUUUUUUAGGAAAUGAACAUCAGAAAUCGGAUUAUUCUCCAAAUAUUACAGGUACUUUAGGUAUUAGCUUGCCAACAAUAAAGGAGUUGGGCGUGUUUGGUGAAAAUCCUCCAUUAUAUCGGCCUAUUCCGAUAUAUCCAAUCCAUAUGAAGGCAAGACAAACAGAGUUUAAGAGUCAACUUCAGGCAAGGGAUAAUGCUCGCCCGUAUAAUGCAGCAACUAUUCCAUCAACUAUUAAUACUGUUUUAUCAAUUAUUAUUCCACCAGAUGUUCCAUCAAAUAAUCCACCAACGACUACUCCAUCAACAUCUACAAAUGUUCAGUCAAUCGCUCCAUCACUUUCAGCAAAAUCAUCAUCGUCUUCGUCAUCAAAAGAGAAAUCAGCUGCACAACCAUUGGAUUCAUCAUCACCUGCUUCAAAUGUAGUGUCAGUAUCUUCUAAUUUAGUAAAUGUAACAUCGCCUAAACAAUCAUCGGAAUCAUCAUCUUCUGCUAAAGAUGGAACAUCAACUACACCAUCAAUAGAAUUGUCGAAUGCAAC
Rhizophagus irregularis DAOM 181602=DAOM 197198 is the source of this 587-nucleotide messenger RNA. NCBI's taxonomy places the organism in Eukaryota, Fungi, Glomeromycota, Glomeromycetes, Glomerales, Glomeraceae. The record is from RefSeq and is a predicted model, not a curated record.